Paramecium pentaurelia is the source of this 427-nucleotide messenger RNA. The record is from the annotation of a GenBank genome assembly. NCBI's taxonomy places the organism in Eukaryota, Ciliophora, Oligohymenophorea, Peniculida, Parameciidae.
UAUGUAAAAGUAGAAGACUCAAACUUAUAAGGAUUCUCAUACUUUAGAAGAGAGAAAGAAAAGAGUAUAGGAAUAAUUAGCAAAAUAUCCUGAAAUGAUUCCCAUUAUUGUAGAAAAGAUUCCAGGUUGUAAAUUACCUUAAUUGUAAAAAGUGAAGUAACUUUAUUUAAAUGAUUGAAUGUAGAUUUUUGGUCAAUUCUAGUUUCUCAUUUAAUGAAUUCAAAAAUACAAUCAAAAAGAAAUUGAACUUAGAUGAGAAGACUUCAACUCUAUUUAUGUAUUGCGGAAAAAGCUUAAUGAAUGAACGUACAUCUUAAUAAUCAAUAAAUAGAUGAUAAACUCAGAAACAUUUACGAUUAGUACAAAGAUCCAGAUGAUGGAUUCCUUUACUUGCAAUAUGCAGAUGCAGAAACCUUCGGUUUUUGAU